AUGUCUGGUCUCGCCGACUAUCUGGCUAAGAACUACCUCACGGCAGAUUCAGAAAAGAAAUCGAAAAAGCGCAAGAGGAAGAACAAGGACGCCGGACUUAUCAUCGACGACGAUGACAAUCUGGGCUGGAAAGAUAAAGCAGAUGAGGACGACGAGGAUGCGCCCAUGAUAGUCGGCGGAGGCACUCUCAAGAAAUCCAAGAAGAAAUCCAAAGGCACCAGUGCCGCAACAUGGACAGCCGUAGGCGUCGCCGCGCCCUCACACGCCGAACAACUUGCUGCCGACGCUGCCGCCGCAGAUGCAAUCAUAGCAGGGACCGCCGCCGAUCGCGAGAAGGCCGCUGAAGCGGAGGAUGAAGCGCCGGAGAUGGUAGACACAGACGGUGUCAUGAGGAUGGAGUCGGGCGCCAAAGCAGGUCUACAAAGCGCUGCCGAGGUCGCAGCAGCCAUGAAGAAGAAACAAGACGAGGAGAAGCGCAAAGCCGAAGAGGCCGCAAAGGAAAUGGGGAGCGCUGCGCAGGAGACCAUCUACCGAGACGCCAGCGGUCGCAUAAUCAACGUCGCAAUGAAGCGCGCAGAAGCACGGAAGAAAGCCGAAGAAGAAGAACGCAAGAAGCGCGAGAAGGAGAAGGCAGCGCGCGGAGACGUACAAAACGCAGAUGCAGAGCGCAGGAAACAACAGCUACAGGACGCGAAGACAAUGACGAUCGCCCGAUACGCAGACGACGCGGAGCUCAACGACGAGCUGAAGGAGCGAGGGCAUUGGAACGACCCUGCGUCAGGCUUCUUGCGCAAGAAGAAGGCUGGACGCAGCAUUACAGGCAAGCCUCUAUACCAAGGACCGUUUCAACCCAACCGGUACAACAUCCGCCCAGGGCAUCGAUGGGACGGUAUCGAUCGAGGAAACGGGUUCGAGAAACAGUGGUUUGAUUCGAGGAAUAGGAAAGCCAACAUUGAGAAGCUGGAAUAUCAGUGGCAGAUGGACGAGUAG
Messenger RNA from Alternaria ethzedia, 990 nucleotides. RefSeq lists its product as uncharacterized. The transcript is spliced from 2 exons. The coding region runs from base 1 to 990 and encodes 329 amino acids. Gene Ontology annotation, biological process: mRNA splicing, via spliceosome. Gene Ontology annotation, cellular component: RES complex; U2-type spliceosomal complex. NCBI's taxonomy places the organism in Eukaryota, Fungi, Ascomycota, Dothideomycetes, Pleosporales, Pleosporaceae. The record is from RefSeq and is a predicted model, not a curated record. Gene Ontology annotation, molecular function: RNA binding.